UGCGGACGAGGGAGUGGAAAUGGUUGGACGUCCGGGAGAGGCUGCUGAAGGUCGGUGUCGACAGGCCGGCAGACAAAUGCGGGAAAAAAUAGGACAAUCUCAUGCAGCAGUUCAAGAAGGUCCAUGCUUUCAUGGGCAUGUCGGGGAAGGAGGACUUCUUCCAGUUGACGAGUCAGCAGAGGGCAGAGAAAGGAUUCAGCUUCAACAUGGAUCAAGCCGUGUUCGAGGAGAUCAAAGGGGCGAGGGAGAGGAGCCACACUAUCAGCCCGACCAAUGUCGCAGACACUGGCGGGGCAGGGGUUGUGCAACUCCCAUCUSCACAGUCGGCGACUCCAGAAUCUGUGGGGGAUGGGGAAGCCGCAGGUGAUGGAAACGACGAAGACGACAGCUCAGCACAAGGUGGCUCAYAGACGAGUGGUGGCCCGACCGGGCUCGGGAAGAGRAAGAAUGWGCGGCAGCUUACAUUCGAGGCGUUGUYGGAGUGCAUGGACAAGCAUGGGGCGUUGAUGGUGUCGACGAUGGAGAGCGCCARCAGGAGGCAGUGCGAGACGAUGGAGAGCGCRAGCAAGAGGCAAUGCUUCAUCCAGAUUCGGCAGUGCGAAGCUAUCGAAGCGGAGGUGAAGAUCCARAAACAACACUGAGACUGGAUUGGAUGGGUACCGGACCACCCGAGAUCGACGACGAAGAGGAGGAGAAGGCAGACGAGGGGGAGGCGUGAACGAUGGUCGCGGACUGCAUGCGAUGACGACGAUGAUGCAGAUGAUGAUGAUGAUGAUGGCGACGAUGAUGACGAUGGCGACGAUGAUGCAGAUGAUGAUGAUGAUGAUGGCGACGAUGAUGACGAUGGCGACGAUGAUGACGAAGGCGGCAACGAUGGAGUCGACGAUGCUGAUGAUCAAGACGGCGGCCACGAUGAUGAUGAUGAUGACAACGACGACGACGACGACGACGAUGAUGACGAUGAUGAUGAUGAUGAAGACUACGACGAUGAUGAUGAUGAUGAUGAUGAUGAUGAUGAUGAUCAAGACGACGACGACGAUGAUGACGAUGACGAUGAUGAUGAUGAAGACGAUGAUGAUGUGGAUAUAGACGACGACAAGGACGACGACGAUGAUGAUGAUGAUGAUGAUGAUGACGAUGAUGAUGAUGAUGAUGAUGAUGAUGAUGAUGAUGAUGAUGAUGAUGAUGACGAUGAUGAUGAUGAUGAUGCCGAUGAUGAUGAUGAUGAUGAUGAUGAUGAUGAUGAUGAUGAUGAUGAUGAUGAUGAUGGCGCAGACGGCUGUGAGGUGCUAAUGGAGACUGCGUGGGAGUUGGAGGAGGGGCCGCCCCCUCAUCUUCGUGCGCUCAUAGAUGGACGACGAUUGGGCAGCUUGAUGCGGAACUACUACGAAGACCUUGAGGAGGGGCAAGAUCUUUGUGCUGAGCUGGAAGCACGCUGCUAUGAGGAUGACAUCGACUCCGUUGCUGACGACGCCGUUGACAUCGGUAGUAGGGAUGAUGGCGAGCUUACUAGCACCACCGUUCUUUUCAACAACAUUGCUGACAGCGAGGACAUUGGCGAUCUCAUCUGCGGCGCUGUCCGUUACAAUAACUACAAUGACAACAACAACAACAACAACAACAACAACAACAACAACAACAACAACAACAACAACAACGACGACGACGACGACGACAACAACAACGACGACGACAACGACAGCAACAACAACUACAAUGACAGCAACAACAACAACAACAACAACAACAACAACAACAACAACAACAACAACAACAACAACAACGACGACGACAACAAUGACAGCAACAACAACAACAAUGACAAAAGCAGCGAUUAUCGUUGUGUUGGUGACGUUGCUUCCAUUGGUGUCGUCAACAACAACCAAAUUAGUGACGACAAUAUCAGCGCUGCUGGCAACGACAAUAACAUCAGUGGUGACGAUCGCAGCAACCACAACAACAAUAUCGACAAGCACUAUAACACCAGCGAAGAGCGGAGGUUACGGUCUCAUUAUUUCACUGAGAAAGAGCGGGAGUCACUAAUGACAGCUGGUGGAGAUAAGUCUGACACUCACCUCGGCACCCCUACUUACUCGUCGGAGUACCCCUUCAGCCCAGGCUCUAGGGAUAGAUUUAGCCGUGCAGGAGAAGAAGUCGGACGGGAUCUACCAGCCAGGAACCAAGCAGUCUCCAGAGAAGAAGUCCAUCUUCUUCAUCUCAACUUCCAGAUGCAUCAGGCGGACCUCAACCAGGUCAGAGGCAUCCUCGACAGGGUCAUACCUUCGUUGGAAAGGAAGAGUGGAAUUGCGCAGGAAGAAGUGAGAUCGCUUCAAGCAAUUUUUGACCUUCCAGCCUGGAGGAGGCAUAUUGCAAUUCUCAUCAGAGUCAAGCUGAUCGAGCUCAAUUACCAGCAUUUUGAGAAAGGAAAGCUGGCGGCCAGUGCCUUCAAGAACACCCUGGCAGGACUUGCUGAUGAACUCUGCGACAAACGUUGCCCAGAGGAUGUAAAAGCUCUGUUAAGAUCACUGGAGCUGGAUACUGCAGUCCUCGCACUGGCCAGAGUUAACAAGGAGUGGGAUGAGCAAGAGAACAAAGCGGCCAUCAGAAGUGG
Molecule: messenger RNA, 2611 nt
Organism: Chara braunii
Lineage: Eukaryota; Viridiplantae; Streptophyta; Charophyceae; Charales; Characeae
Source: the annotation of a GenBank genome assembly